This is a messenger RNA of Mangifera indica (mango), 945 nucleotides long. Its product is annotated as clavaminate synthase-like protein At3g21360. NCBI's taxonomy places the organism in Eukaryota, Viridiplantae, Streptophyta, Magnoliopsida, Sapindales, Anacardiaceae. The record is from RefSeq and is a predicted model, not a curated record. Bases 1 to 945 code for a protein of 314 amino acids. Gene Ontology annotation, molecular function: oxidoreductase activity. The transcript has 3 exons.
AUGGAGUUUAUUGAAGGAAAAUUGAAUGAAGAGAAGGUAUUUGAGGGUCUAGUAUUUCCAAAGACACUCAAUCCUUCAAUUUGUAAUGGAACAACUGAGUUAUUAGUAAAGAUGAUAGAAGAAAAACGUGAAUGGCUAAGUGAAAUAUUAAAACUUCAUAAUGCAAUCUUGUUCAGAGGAUUCAACGUUUCAUCUCCGGAGGAGUUCCGACAGGUGGUGGAAGCGUUUGAUUGGGAGGAGAUGCCAUACAUGGGGCCAACUAAUCGAGUGAUGGUCACAAAUCGUAUUUACAAUGCUAAUGAAGCUCCUCUCCACCAGUUUAUCAAUUUUCAUCAUGAGAUGUUUUUGACCAAACAAUAUCCUUCAAAGAUACUGUUCCUGUGCACACAGCCAUCUCCUGAAGGUGGAGAGACAUGCAUACUGCCCAGUCACAUUGUAGUAAGCAAAAUGGAAAAAGAGAUUCCAGAAUUUGUUUCCGAAUUAGAGAAAAAAGGGUUUAUGUUCAAAAUAAAGACAGCAAAUGUAAAUUCAAAUGCCAUCCUUGGGACAACAUGGAAGUCUUAUUUGAACACCGAAGAUGAAGUUGAAGCCAAAAAGAGAUCAAUGGAGAAGCUUGGUUGCAAUUCGGUGGAAUUCAAUGAAGAUGGAAGUGCAGAGUUUGUGUAUGGACCAUUAAAUCCAAUUAGGGAGUUUGAAGGAAAGAGGGUUUGGUUUAUACCAAUAGUAAGGCAUUCAGCUAAUAAGAAAGACACAAGGACUAGUUUUGGAGAUGGAACUCCUCUUCCAUCAAAAGGCUUAGAAACCUACAAAAACAUAUUGGAUAAAGUGUGUGUUGACAUCAAGUGGGAAAAGGGAGAUGUAAUGUUGCUUGACAACUUAUCUGUGCAACAUGGAAGGCGUCCUGCCAAGCCACCUCGUUCUGUAUUUGUGUCCUUAUGCAAAUAA